UCUAUAGAGUAAUCGAGAGAACAGUAAACAGUGAUCGAGUAUUUUAUAGAUACGACUGACAUGGGUCAAUUUCGUAAUACGACGUAUACGAGAUACUUGUUUCCCUCGAGUGUAAGCGGUUGGCGAGUACCAGCAAUUAUUUAUUUAUCAUUUUAACCGAUGUAAUUCGAACCUAAUAUCCAAUAACGGAUCGUGUAUUCGUCGAACCACCUUCCCUAACCAUUGCAUAGACUAGACAUCUUCUUCUAUAGUAAAGUAUCGAAUACGGUUUAGACAGUUGAACGCGAUAUAAUAAUUUACGUUACGCUAUUGUAGCUGGUAUUUGCAUUCGAAUAUCGAUUUUCCCUUUUCGAUAUAUCAUCGUGUUUAAAAAAAAAAAAAAAAAAGAAUGAAAAUAAACAUUGUUAGCAUCGAAAUUGCAAUCCAUUCGUGGAAAAGAAACAACACGUUGUUCGGAUAGGAUCGGCUGCGCGUGGAAUUCUGUUACGGCUUAUCGUUACGAGAUGCUAGGAGAACGAUUCGCAAGAUUACCAGAAAAACCUAUCUCGCGGUGAGGAGUUCUCGUAGGUGUUCUGAAAGCGCGAAGCGUCGUAGGUCGAGAGAAGGUCGCCAAUGAUUUCGAAGCUCCGCCUACCAAGCAGGGGUUGGAAGCAACCCGUAGUCAGGGUAGCCCGCGCAGGGCUGAAUUCUAUAUCACGUUGUGGGCGUAGACGUACCGUAGACACAACCCCCGAUGUAUACACCCUGUCUUUUCACUGUUCACCGAGAUCAAAUCACUCGUCUCAGUCCUAUCUUUGAUCUUUCCGGUGAAGCAACACGGUGGCUUUAAAAAUACGAGCGACGGCUCGUUGUGUUUUCCUUUGGAUUAUCGAGAUUCUUAACUGUGUCGUUUUCGUGGGUCGCGUUGACGUAUAUUAUUGAAACGGAUUAAACGAAAAGAGCGAACGGUGACGAGAAUGAAUCAAGAUCAGGAGGUACCCGCGACAACUACGGAUUUGACGCGAUUGCCCACCGAAGAGUUCAACAGAUUGAACGAACCGCUUCAAACGGUUGUCUCGGGAUAUUGCCCCGUUAAUUAUUCGGCGACUCAGGCACAGACGUCCACCGACAACAAGUUACAUCCCGAAAACGAAAUAUACUCCGAGCAGGAAUACAGACAGGAACCUUGGCUUCAAGAUGGUAGCGGUUGCGAGACGGAGGACAGCGAGCAAUACGUGCCGGAGUUUCAUCGAAUGUCAAAUGCCAGCGUAAAGCAGGAAUCUGCGAAUUGUAGGAGAAUCAACGAUUCCAAUUACACGCAAUAUCAAGCAUCGAUUAAUCAUUCGCACGGCCAAGGCAGUAUCUUCCUCGAUCUCGAUCCAGACAACCGUCCAAACUGCUUUGGAAAUGGAAAACUGAAUUCGCGGACAAGCGAUGUCGCGAAACGCAUCGCGGUAAAGGAGGAACCGACGGACAGAGGAUACGGGGAACCGAUACCCGUAACGAACAUAGCCACGUCGGCUUCGAUCGUCCAGGAAAACCGAAGCAGCAAUAACUUGGUAUAUCAGCAGCAACAACAGCAAUACGGAAACGGAACGAGAAACGCCAGAGGUUCCCCGUCGCCUAACCGACCAGCUAGCACGUCUUCCGCUGCAUCUCAAUGGCACUCGACCGUGUCGGCGUCGAGCGGCGACGCUUUCUUUCCGCGACAGGAAAACUGGAGCUCGGACGUCUACGGGAAAAGAAGCGUGACACCUACGUGGACCGAGCUAGGGGUUCAAUUAGAUCCGAGAACGUCCACGUGGGAGAAACAAGGAAACUGUUACCAGAAGAAGGGAUCUCCGACCUCUUGGAACGUAGAUUAUGCCAGCAAGAGGCCAUCUUCGACGACAGGAGUGUCACCCUGGAGCGAAAUGACCGUUGGCUAUCAACAGCAACGUCGUGGUUCUCUUCAGCUCUGGCAGUUCUUGGUAACCUUGCUAGACGAUCCCGCAAAUGCACCUUGUAUCGCAUGGACCGGUCGUGGAAUGGAGUUUAAACUGAUCGAACCCGAAGAGGUGGCACGUAGAUGGGGCGUUCAAAAAAAUCGACCGGCGAUGAAUUACGACAAACUAAGUAGGUCGCUGAGGUAUUACUACGAGAAAGGAAUAAUGCAAAAGGUAGCAGGCGAAAGAUACGUCUACAAAUUCGUCUGCGAUCCGGAAGCGUUAUUUAAUAUGGCGUACGGCACUGGAGGAUCGUCCAGUCUUCCUGGACAAGUACGGAACGGCGUUCGAAGUCAGUCCAUGUCCGGCAAGAUAUCGUCCACGAAUGAUGUCUCCGAAUUGAGAGAACAUCCUACUGCUGGAUACGGGGACGCAGUUCUCGCUAUGUACUCGAAUAGUGCGGCAGUGUACGGAUCGUCCAGCUUACACCAUCUGCACCAGUACCUCGGUGGUAACGACGGUUUCAAGACACCGCCAAACAGAUAUCAUCCUCAUUACUCGCACGAGUACAAUGCCAACCAUCAUCAUCCGCCAUCGAGCUACGCAGAGACCUUUCUGAACUACAGCCGUUUGUCGUCCCACGAUGCGUCAACCGAGUCUAGAAGUCAAGAAUUACCGAGGCUCCUGUACGGUCAGGAAACGGACAGUACCAGCAGGGAGCGAGACGCGUCAUCGAUUUUGUACGACGGCGGUGCCGCUGCCGCUGCCGCCGCCGCCGCCGCCGCCGCCGUACAGAGAACACAAUUACCGGCUGUUCCGACAUUCUCGCAGCCAACCUUGCUCGACGCUACCACAACCACCACCGCUACCUCGAAAAUUGAGCAAACUUCGUACGCUUGCCUCGGUGUAGGGAGCUGCGUCUGCUGAAUUUCACGUAGCAUUAUCGAAAACUGACGAGUCAGAGAUUGAUUCUCCAAAUGUUCUCUACGCGCUUCGAACAAAAUCAAUUGGACGCGAAAAGUCACAUUUUCGGCUAUAAAUGAAGAUUUUAGUCGAAAGUUUAGUUGAAAAACAAAGAGAAAUUACCACGAAACGGUAUGGUAGGGUAAAUGGAAACGCACAAAGAGAGUAAGGGUGUCGUUUAACAGACUCGAACAACCACGUGAUUUUCUUGUUUGAUCCGCCUACGGUGGUAAAUCGUCUCGAAUACGGGUGAAAAUUGAAAAAGGAUGUCGAGAGUAUUGCUCCUUACAAAUAAACAUACAUAUAUCGACCGUAUACGUGUUUGUCGAUGGCCGCACGACAUCAUAAAUUAGGCGGAAAUUCGUUAGCGAUCGUAGAAAUAAAUGGUAGACAAUUGGAUCUUCUGUAUGUAGACUACUUGGAAUCAUUUGGUCGGCCAUUCGCGUGACAAUCGGCAAACGUGAAAUGUAAAUGGUCGUAUUUCGAUUGUGCAUACGUGUUCGUAUGAACCUGUAAAUAGAUAUCUUGUAGUCGUGGAGAUCCGGCUGUGCUCGUGGUCGUUGUUACGAGCUCGAGUAGUACUAAGUCAUUGGAUGCACUGUAAUUUCUGUAAAUAACAAAUAAAUCUCUAUCGGAAUAUUAGAUUUCAAU
Hylaeus anthracinus is the source of this 3518-nucleotide messenger RNA. It is a transcript of the gene Ets96B, whose product is annotated as ETS translocation variant 1-like. The coding region runs from base 957 to 2831 and encodes 624 amino acids. The record is from RefSeq and is a predicted model, not a curated record. Gene Ontology annotation, molecular function: sequence-specific DNA binding; DNA-binding transcription factor activity, RNA polymerase II-specific. NCBI's taxonomy places the organism in Eukaryota, Metazoa, Arthropoda, Insecta, Hymenoptera, Colletidae. Gene Ontology annotation, cellular component: nucleus. The transcript has 9 exons. Gene Ontology annotation, biological process: cell differentiation; regulation of transcription by RNA polymerase II.